AUGGAUAAGGAAUGGAUACAUUUGCCUUCAAGGCUUGUACCUGAGUAUGAAGAAGGUGUACAAAAAUUUCUUACACAAGCUAAGAAAUAUGCCAAAACACGUGAAGUAAUCUCAUGCCCUUGCAAGCAUUGUAAAAACAAAAAGUAUAUGAAAUUUGACCAAGUGUACGAUCACUUAAUUAUUAAGGGGUUUGAUCCUUCUUACACUAUUUGGGUCUUCCAUGGAGAAACUUAUAACCGACAAUAUCAAAGUGAAGGUAGUUCAGGAGAAAUUCAGAAAGAUGAUGAAAGUAGAGAGGCAUAUCACUUAUAUAAGGAUGCCUUUGUGCCAGAAGAAGAGGUUGGAUACACUAUGUCUGAGGCAAAAGAUAACGACUUUGCUAGUUUAUUAGAAGAUGCAGAAACUCCCCUCUUCCCUGGUUGCACAUCAUACACAAAGUUAUCAGCAGUCGUCACAUUAUACAAUUACAAGUCUACUAAUGGUCACACAGACAAUAGUUUCAAUGAGCUCCUUAAGAUCUUAGGUGACAUGCUUCCAGAAAAAAACACACUUCUAGAAACUGUUUACUCGAUGAGAAAAUUGUUAAAACCAUUUGAUUUAGGAUAUGAGAAGAUUCAUGCUUGCCCAAAUGAUUGUUGUCUAUUUCGAAAGGAGCUUAAAAAUCUAGAUACGUGUCUAAAGUGUGGUUCAUCAAGAUGGAAGGUGGACAAAAUCACCACCAAAGUUUUUAAAGGGGUUCCAGAAAAGGUGCUACGGUAUUUUCCGAUGAUACCAAGAUUUAAAAGGAUGUUUAAAUCAAAAGAAAAAGCUGAAGAGUUGAUUUGGCACUCCAACCACAAAAGUCAAGAUCACAUGAUGCGUCAUCCAGUUGAUUCAGUAGCUUGGGAUACAAUAAAUCACAAAUGGCCAGAUUUUGCAUCAAAUCCUAGAAAUCUACGCCUUGGCCUUGCAACCGAUGGAUUCAACCCUUUUGGCGACCUUAGUUCUAGAUAUAGUUGUUGGCCCGUUAUUUUGGUAAAUUAUAACCUUCCUCCAUUGAUGUGCAUGAUGAAAGAAAAUCUUAUGUUGACAUUACUAAUUCCAGGUCCAAAGCAACCGGGAAAUGAUAUAGAUGUAUACUUGGAACCCCUUAUCGAGGAUUUAAAGGAGUUGUGGGAGACAGGUGUAGAGACGUAUGAUGCAUUCAGCAAGUCAAUGUUCAAUCUAAAGGCUAUUUUGAUGUGGACAAUCAAUGAUUUUCCAGCUUAUGGAAACCUAGCUGGAUGUGCCACAAAAGGGAAACUUGGUUGCCCAAUAUGUGGGGAAGACGUAUGUUCUAUGUGGCUUAAGUAUAGCAGGAAGUUUGCAUAUAUGGGCCACAGAAGAUUUCUUUCUCCUAAUCACCCAUUUCGUCAGAAAAAGAAGUGGUUUAAUGGAAAAAAAGAAAGAAAAGGGAAACCUAGACCUUUGAAUGGGUUAGAAAUUCUCAAUGCAAUGAUAGAUAUUGAAAAGGACUGGGGUAAAAAAAAAAAGGAUGUGAAUGUCAAUACUUCGGGGAAAAAGAGGAAGAAACAAGAUAGUUCAAAAGAAAUGCAAAAAUCUAUUCAACAGUGGAAGAAAAAGUCAAUCUUUUUCAAUUUGCCAUAUUGGAGUGGGCUCCUAUUACGUCAUAACUUAGAUGUGAUGCAUGUUGAAAAGAACGUUUGCGAGAAUAUCAUAGGCACACUAUUAAAUCUAAAGAAAAAAAAUCCAAAGAUGGUGUUGAAGAAAAUAAAGUUACCCGAUGGCUAUAGCUCAAAUAUUGGUAACUGUAUUUCUUUAGAAGAGCGUAAGCUUAAUGGGCUGAAAUCUCAUGAUUGUCAUGUUCUAAUGCAACAAUUGCUAUCAGUAGCAUUGAGAAAUCUUCUACCGAAAGGUCCGCGUAAUGCUAUAUUUCUGCUUGGUUCAUUUUUCAAUGAAUUAUGUCAAAGAGUGUUAGACAGGAAUCGUUUAGAAGCACUAGAGGAGAAUAUUGCUGAAACUUUAUGCAUGUUGGAAAGAUAUUUUCCACCUGCCUUCUUUACCAUCUCGGUUCAUUUGACAAUUCAUUUAGCAAGAGAGGCUCGCUUGUGUGGGCCAGUCCAAUUCCGUUGGAUGUAUCCAUUUGAAAGAUUUAUGAAAACACUAAAAGGGUAUGUGAAGAAUCGAGCAAGGCCAGAAGGUUGCAUAGCUGAGUGUUACCUCACAGAAGAACGAAUGAUAUUUUGUAGCGCUUAUAUAAAAAAGGCUUCUAAUAUUGGUGUUCGUUUAAAUCGGAAUGAUGAUUUGGAUAAUGGAUUAGUGGAGGGUCGUCCAAUUUCUCAAGGAAAAGAAAAGAUUUUAGAAGAUGACAUGCUGCAAAUCGCACAUCGAUAUGUGUUGUUUAAUACUGCAGAAGUUGAACCUUACUUGCAGAUGCACAUCGAGGAGCUUAAACAAACAGAUAGUCGUUUCUCAAGUAAUGAAACAUUGUUACAAAAGCAACAUAUGGAAACAUUUGCUGAAUGGUUAUCAAAACAUGUUCCUUUUAACUCUUCAGGCCGAAUUCAAUGGCUAGCAUAUGGUCCAAGAAAGCAUGUUACAUCUUAUACGGGUUAUAUUAUAAAUGGACAUCAGUUCCACACAAUUGAUGUUGAAAGGUCGACACAAGAUAGUGGAGUUUCGAUUGAAGCCGAUACUGUUUGUCAAUCCAAUGCUAAUGAUUAUUCACAUACAGUAAAAAGACUAUCAUACUAUGGAGUUAUACGGGACAUUAUUUUACUAGACUACUAUUCUUUCAAAGUACCUAUUUUUAGGUGUGAUUGGGCCAAUCAUGGAAAUGGUAUCAAAAUGGAAGAUGGCUUUACACUGGUUAACUUACACCAAGGACUAAAAACUUUUGAAAAUGAUCCUUUCAUUUUAGCAUCACAAGCCAAGCAAGUAUUCUAUUCUAGGGACAAUGAUGAAUUAAAUUGGUAUGUGUUGCUAAAAGCACCGCCUCGAGGUAUUUAUAACAUGAAUGUGGUUGAAGCAGAUGCCUAUACAUCAUCAACGCCUCUUGAUGUGUCCCAACUUGAAAUUAACAUUACCGAGAAAGAACCAUAUGCAAGGAAUGAGUGUGAGGGAAUUGAUGUGACUGAGACAUGA
Zingiber officinale is the source of this 3123-nucleotide messenger RNA. RefSeq lists its product as uncharacterized. Lineage: Eukaryota; Viridiplantae; Streptophyta; Magnoliopsida; Zingiberales; Zingiberaceae. The record is from RefSeq and is a predicted model, not a curated record. Bases 1 to 3123 code for a protein of 1040 amino acids. The transcript is spliced from 5 exons.